This is a messenger RNA of Scatophagus argus, 1339 nucleotides long. RefSeq lists its product as uncharacterized. The record is from RefSeq and is a predicted model, not a curated record. NCBI's taxonomy places the organism in Eukaryota, Metazoa, Chordata, Actinopteri, Scatophagidae. Bases 16 to 1224 code for a protein of 402 amino acids. The transcript is spliced from 3 exons.
UUGCACUCUGUUGUUAUGGGGAUGCAUUUCUCCUCAAAAAGUGACCAUGUGACCGCAUCCCCUGUCAACCAUCUAAAAACCCCAUCUCAAGAUUUCAGCUACUAUUCAAGUAAGACAUCUGAUGUAACACCUCUAACCUCUGAGAAUAAUGUCCAACAACCAAAACCUACACCUCACAGUAAAGAUUAUUUAACAGUAUAUCAAGAACUGUCUGGUGGUUUUGAACUUGGGAAGGAUUUCCAAAGUGAGGAGCUAGGAAGAGGGACUCAAGCCAAUGUCCUGUUUUCACCAAAACCUCUAUCUUUGAGUUCCUAUGGCAAAAGUAUAUAUGUCAAUGUACCAAGAAGUCAAUUCCACAUCCCAGAUUAUUUAGCAAAAAACAGGAAAAAAACAGUCCCAUCAUUUCUGCCAUAUCAAUCCACUGUUGGAAAGGAAUCAAAGGUUACAAACUACACUCCCACUAGUCACCCCCCUGUAUCUAAUAAUUUUGUUUCUUCAACGUAUAAUCUUCCACCACAAAGUAGUAGUGAUCAUGUGAGUAUUCAGUUACGCAGCCCAGAUGAUGCUCAAAGUCAGACUUUCAAAAGGAAGCAGCCAGUCAGAUCCCACCAAGUGUUUACUGUGAAUUCCUCCAGCUCUCUUCAAGGCUCCAGCAGACAUGACAGCUUCAUCAGAGACCAGAGAGUCAGUGUUACUCGUCCUUCCAUCCUAACUGACCAGGAAAAAGACCUUUCUGAGCAGAAUCCAGUCUCUGCCAUUCAGGAACCAAGAGAAAUGACUGACAAUACCCUGAUUCCCAUUACCGAUGGCUUUGAUUCAACUUGGAGCAGGACCCAGACUUUCAUACAACCGACCAAGGUACGAAAGCUUCCAGCCAAUGUGAAUAAAGAGCCUGGCAAUGUGGCCUACUGGCCUCCUAAUCCACUGUCUGCAUCCAAAGUUUCUGGCUCUACUUUAAGGAGUGUCUUGUGGAGGAAUGGUGGCAACACAAACAGGUUGUUUCUUCAAACAGGCCCCGGUAUGUCAAAGUCAUCCGUAAAUAAAUAUGUUGUGAAGUCCAGAAAUGGCUAUGUAAGGAGCAAAGUAUAUCUAUCAAAGACCCAUUACACACCACAUCAGCUGGAUGGAGACAAAACUGGCAAACACCAACAGAAACCUGCUCCGAGGCAACAUAAAUAUAAUAACUCUGUAUCCCACAAAACAAAAGCAUUGAAAGAGAAGUAAGGGAGAAUCAGCACCUUUUCAAAUGAGAGAAAACGGAUGUGCUGCCAUCUUCAGCUGGGAGGAAACUCAAGUCUCUGCUGCUCUAAACAGUAAAGGCAUUAAAUAUUUUAAACAA